Messenger RNA from Phlebotomus argentipes, 1327 nucleotides. RefSeq names its product hydroxyacyl-coenzyme A dehydrogenase, mitochondrial-like. Bases 9 to 1256 code for a protein of 415 amino acids. Lineage: Eukaryota; Metazoa; Arthropoda; Insecta; Diptera; Psychodidae. Gene Ontology annotation, cellular component: mitochondrion. The record is from RefSeq and is a predicted model, not a curated record. Gene Ontology annotation, biological process: fatty acid beta-oxidation. The transcript is spliced from 5 exons. Gene Ontology annotation, molecular function: NAD+ binding; (3S)-3-hydroxyacyl-CoA dehydrogenase (NAD+) activity.
UCCUUACAAUGUAUUUGAUAAACUUCUCGCUGACCGUUAGUGCAGCGCAUUCAAAAUUUCCCCUCUCAGUGACGGACUGGAACAUUCUCGUGCUGUUUUCUAGCACUUUUCCCGAGUGUCAGCUCUGUGUUUUGACUGGCGGUGCUCUCCAGAUUGAUUUUCGCCCCGCAUUUUGGCGCCGUGAAGCUGUGCAGCGCAUCAGGACGACCAGGACGCAGAAAAUACAACCUCAUUCUGGGGCAUUGGCAUUAUUUUCCGUGCGGUUUCGGAAUUGUUGUCCGGAUUUGUUGGUCGGGGCCGAAGUUGCGUUAUCGGUUGGUGGAAAGGUCGAUAUAAUGUCUCAGUUGAUGCGCGUGAUCACGAGGAAAAUGUCCACCUCACGCGCUGUGGAGAAAGUUGUGGUGAUUGGCGGCGGAUUGAUGGGAGCCGGCAUCGCGCAGGUCGCCGCGUCGUCGGGCUUCCGGGUGACGCUGGUGGAGGUGAACGAGCAGCUGGUGGAGAAGGCGAAGGGCAACAUCCAGAAGAGUCUAGCCAGGGUGGCCAAGAAGCAGUUCAAGGACGACGAGGCGGCGCAGAACGGCUUCGUGGCUACGACGCUGGGCCGCCUGGACGCCACGUGCAGUCUCACGGACGCCGUGCGUGACACGGACCUUGUCAUUGAGGCUAUCGUGGAGAACAUGAAGGUCAAGCACGAUCUCUUCGCCAAGAUCGACUCCGUGGCGCCGCAGCACGCAAUCUUCGCCAGCAACACGUCCUCGCUGUCCAUCCGCGAGAUCGCGCAGGUCACGCAGCGUCGCGACCGCUUCGGCGGGUUGCACUUUUUCAACCCAGUGCCCGUGAUGAAGCUGCUGGAGGUCAUCCGGACGCCCGAGACGUCCGAUGACACGUACAAACGGAUGAUGGACUUCGGCCAAAGCAUGGGCAAGGUCUGCAUCACGUGCAAAGACACGCCGGGCUUCGUGGUGAACCGCCUGCUGGUGCCGUACUUGGCGGAAGCGGUGCGUCUGCUCGAGAGAGGCGACGCUACUGCCAAAGACAUCGACAUCGCCAUGAAACUGGGCGCCGGCUACCCGAUGGGGCCUCUUGAGUUGGCGGACUACGUUGGCCUGGACACCACGCGCAACAUUAUCAGCGGAUGGCACGAGAAUUUCCCGGAGAAUCCGCUCUUUCAGCCCAUCGGGACGCUGGAGAAGCUGGUCCAGGACGGGAAGUUGGGCGUGAAGUCCGGCGAGGGCUUCUACAGCUACAAGAAAUAGCCUCUAAGACGCAGAUUAGCCUAUAAUGUUCUUUUGAUACGUGGAAACAUUGAUUUAUGGUGGCACAGGAA